Molecule: messenger RNA, 3225 nt
Organism: Malus domestica (apple)
Lineage: Eukaryota; Viridiplantae; Streptophyta; Magnoliopsida; Rosales; Rosaceae
Source: RefSeq, a predicted model, not a curated record
UCUCUCUGACUGAGAGCGCUUUCUCUCUACUCACCCAAACUCUCAUUGUUUCUCUCUCUUUAUUAUACUCUUUCUGUGGAGGCUCUUGGAUUUGGUUUUUGGUUUUUGAGUUUUCGAACGGUUCCGAUCCAGUCGCCAUUGCCGGAAACUAUGCCUUCUCCGGCGAGUGUCCGGUGAGUUACCGGACUCUGUCAGUCGCUCUUCUCGAAUAGAAAGCUCUGAAUCCGCCAUGGAUGUCUCAGAAGUUAAAGGUUUUGGCGUGUACCGGUUCGUUUUGGUGAGGAUUCUGAAUAAAGAAAUUUAUUUUUGUACUUUCGGAGAAGCGUCCAUCUAGCUCUCUCUGUGUUGCGGUGGAAUCUGAAAUUUUAAUUCGAUCACUUGUGCUUUCGAUUCGGUUUUCGAUUUCUUUUACUUUCAUGUGAAAAUUGGACUGCUUAAUUCUACUGCUUUAGAACCAGAGACGGAUCUCUACCGAUUGCUGUGCCUUAUUUUUCUUUUGCAGUAGCUGUAGGAGUAGAAUCACCACUUUCUCGGCCUUUCUUUAGUAGUACAACCGAGACGGCUUUACUCGUAAUAGCUCUCGGUGCUUUUACAAAUGAGAGAAGGUCCUUGUUCUAUCCAUUGCUCGUCAGGGAGGAUUUGAAGCAGCGCGAGCUACCCGGUUCCGGUAAAUGGACACAAACUCAUCUGGAGAAGACCUUUUCAUCAAGAUCAUAUUGGAACGAAGACUGCUGUGCAGAUCAGGAGUCAUGCUCAGAAGUUCUUUUCAAAGCUGGAGAAGGAGGCACACAAUAAAGGUGUUCCAAUGGGACAAUCAAUUGACAUAGAUAUCCCGCCUCCACGUCCCAAGAGGAAACCAAGCAAUCCUUACCCUCGAAAGUCUAGUUCAGCUGCCACGACAUUGACCACUCCGCAUGUGGGAGCAAAGGAUGGAAAACUUUUAUCUUCAGCAUCUUCUUCACACUGUCCACAAGUAGUGGAUUUGGAGAAAGAGUCACCUCAUGAGAGACCUACUGAAGAAGAAAAUCCGAAAAAUGGAAAAGAAAAUCAGGAUGAAAUUUGCUCAGAAGCCGUCACUUUGCUCCAAGAACAUAAUUGUUCCUCUGAUUCUACUGCAAACAAAAAUUCUCUACCUACACAGGUGGUGCUGAGAAAUGCUUGCACUUUUCAGGAGUUUGUGCCUUCGCUGAAAGAGGUAAUAAGUCAAGAUGUAACAACUGAAUCUUAUGUUACUAUUGAACUUAAUGGAAAUCAGAAUAUGAAGAAAAAUGAUGCCAAAAAGAUAGUUCAAGUUAAUGGCACAAGUGGAGCCUCAGUGUCAGAGAACACUAAUGCUCUUCAUAAGAAGUUGGUUCAAGGUGAGAAAGCAGAUGAUUUGAAUUGUGCAUUGCCAACAGAUGGGAUGCAAGGCACUCAGAACUACCCAAGGAAUGUUCCUGUACAUGUACUGGAUGGCAGCGUAGGAGCGUGUAAUCAAACUACACCUGCAGAUAUGUCAUUCCCUGACUCCGGUUUCCAUCCUAUGGGGAAGGUUCAUGGACAGCCUAACCUAUUUGCAAAUCCAGCCGCAUCUACUACUACUGAACAUGAAAGUAAUGCAUCAAGAUCUACUAUUCACCAAUCGUUUCCAGCUUUUCACCCUCCCUUCACACCAUUCCACCAUGGUCAAAAGGACUACCAAUCAUUUCACCACAUUUCCUCAACAUUUUCUAGCCUUGUUGUGUCGUCUCUGCUACAAAACCCUGCAGCCCAUGCUGCGGCUAGCUUUGCAGCCACAUUUUGGCCUUAUGCAAAUUUGGAAAAUAAGGAAGACUCUCCUGCAUGCUCCUCUGCUGGAGGUUUUCCACUGAACCCCCCUCCAAGUAUGGCAGCAAUUGCUGCUGCCACUGUAGCUGCUGCAACUGCAUGGUGGGCAGCCCAUGGAUUGCUUCCCUUGUGCGCUCCUGUUCAAACUUCUAUGAGCUGUCCUCCCAUGCCCAUGACUGGGGAGAUUCCGUCUGUGAAUACUGAUCAAGAUCCCGCAGUGAUGAUAGAGAGAGGCGAGAAUUCUCUUCAAAUUCCUUCUGUGGAGGAUCAACAAUUGGAGCCGGAACACUUGGAAGCUGUGGAUGCUCAGCAUUUAGCUUCACAAUCACCAAACAGGUCAUCAUCGCACUCUGAUAAUGGAGGUGCAGAGCCAAAUACAGAAUUGAAGUCUGCUGAUGACGAGAAGGCUGUAGCAUCAACUGCUCAAGUUAAUGAUUCAGACAAUGCAAAGAGUAGAAAACAGGUUGACCAUUCUUCGUGUGGCUCCAACACACCUUCCGGCAGCGACAUAGAGACGGAUGCAUUAGAGAAGCAUGAGAAAAGCACAGAAGAACCAGAAGAACCAGAAGAACCAGAAGAACCAGAAGAACCAAAAGAACCAAAAGAACUUGAUCUAAAUCUGUUAGCAUCUGAUUCUAAUUAUCGUCGCAGUAGAAGUAUCAGCAACAUCAAUGAUCCAUGGAAAGAGGUUUCUGAAGAGGGACGGAUGGCCUUUCAAGCGCUAUUCGCAAGAGAGGUACUGCCCCAGAGUUUUUCACCGCCUUCACACUGCCUCACAGUUAAUGAGCAUCAGUAUGCUACAGAAGCAGCAAAUCAAAAUUCUGACGAGAAAGAUAGGAAUGCAUCUGCAUCACAAUUUGACUUGAAAUCAUGGAUGUCAUUUCCGUAUCCUCCAGAAGCGGAGAAAAGUGUGUCACCAGCACGAGGCAGCAACACUGAAGGGCUACUGACACUAGGACUUAGCCAAGGGAAACUCAAGGCCCGUCGAACAGGAUUCAAGCCUUACAAGAGGUGCUCCGUAGAGGCCAACGAGAACCGGGUGGCCAAUGCCAGCAGCCACUGCGAAGAGAAAGGCCCGAAGAGGUUACGCUUAGAAGGGGAAGCUCAAACUUGACAUUCCAUAUUGCGUGCAAAAUCAACGGAAACCUUUGUUUUUGCACGCAGGUUGUAUUUUCCGCUCCUUUAUAUAGUUCGUUUGUGUUUUAAUUUCGAGUCCAGCAGAUCAGAAACUUGUCUUUGGCGUGUGUACCAUAAUCUAUAUACAUUUGAUCGUUUCACUAUCUCGAAGCUCUGCAACUGCAGUUGUAGACUCGCGUAAUUAGACCCUCGAUAAAGAUCAUUUCAAGUGUUUGAUUGAUGGACCUUGAUGAUUACAUCUUUUAUUUGUAUUAUUAAGAGAAAUCCUUGAUGCACAAGUAA